Messenger RNA from Coregonus sp. 'balchen', 23327 nucleotides. NCBI's taxonomy places the organism in Eukaryota, Metazoa, Chordata, Actinopteri, Salmoniformes, Salmonidae. The record is from the annotation of a GenBank genome assembly.
AAAGAUGUGGGCUGCCUGCAGCAGUGGCUGGAGGCGUUUGUGGCUUCCUUUGAGAAGCUUGUUGAUGUGCAGUCACUGGAGCCUCGCAGGUGAGUUGACUGAUUGGCUCAAAUGUAUUUCAUACGUCCAAAAUUGCAAUCUAUUCCCUAUAUAGUGCACUACUUUUGACCAGAUCCUAGAUCUGUAACAAGGAGAAAAUUCAGGGCUCUGGUCACACAUAGGGUACCUUGUCUGAUACCUUGUCAUCUAAAAGGCUUAAAAGAGGAACUGAGCAAUUCAAUAGUUAUAAAAGUACUUCAUUUAUUUUAAAAACUGAAAACGUAGAAAGUAAAGCACAUGGCUCUUCCACAUAGUCAGGAAACACCUUCCAGAAAACACAGGCCCUGAUUACACAUUGCAGGUACCUGUGCCAAUUAGCCACUCCCACCAAUUGGGCAAUAUAAUGAACAAUGCAUUACAACGGGAAAUGUUUGGAGAUGCAGGUUAUAGAUUAAAUGGAUGAGUUGAAAUAGAAAAUAAAUAACAUUACUUCAGAGUAAUCUACAGUUUCAAAAUGUCAAUAAAAAAAGAGUAAUUUAGUCCAUAGUAAAGGGCUCUCCUUCACAGGGUGUCAUUUGGGAAACAUUUUGAAAGUAACAUUGAAAGUCACAUUGUAGUCUGCACAUCACAUUAUAGAAAGCAUUAUUAGUGUGCAGGCAGGAUGUUUCUUUAAUUCAAUCAAGAUGUUACCAAAUCCCUGCUGAGGGAGAGAUACUGUAGGUACUGCAGGCUACAGGUGGUUUGUGUCAGACUGAGUUGGAUGAACUCUGACCUUAUUACUAUACAGAGGUGCAAUUUUGACAUGCAUAAGUAGUAAAACACCACCAUCCCCCCCUCCCUCUUCUCUCCCUCCCCCCUGUCUCAAUACAUACUGCUGUGCUUCACAGACUAGUCAAACACCCAAACAUCUUUGUGUUCACAAUGCUGUCCCAGUGUGCCUUGGAUUUCCACAUCUAUUAAUGACAUCACAGUAUACUGGCUGUUGGUUCACAGACAGCCUGUCAAAACACCAACCAUCAAUGUGUGGCUCACAGACAGCCUGUCAAAACACCAACCAUCAUUGUGUGGUUCACAGACAGCCUGUCAAAACACCAACCAUCAAUGUGUGGCUCACAGACAGCCUGUCAAAACACCAACCAUCAAUGUGUGGCUCACAGACAGCCUGUCAAAACACCAACCAUCAUUGUGUGGUUCACAGACAGCCUGUCAAAACACCAACCAUCAAUGUGUGGUUUACAGACAGCCUGUCAAAACACCAACCAUCAUUGUGUGGUUCACAGACAGCCUGUCAAAACACCAACCAUCAAUGUGUGGCUCACAGACAGCCUGUCAAAACACCAACCAUCAAUGUGUGGCUCACAGACAGCCUGUCAAAACACCAACCAUCAUUGUGUGGUUCACAGACAGCCUGUCAAAACACCAACCAUCAUUGUGUGGUUCACAGACAGCCUGUCAAAACACCAACCAUCAAUGUGUGGUUUACAGACAGCCUGUCAAAACGCCAACAAUCAAUGUGUCGUUGGUUCACAGACAGCCUGUCAAAACACCAACCAUCAAUGUGUCGUUGGUUUACAGACAGCCUGCAGGACAGCCAGCAGAUCCCAGAGGUCCUCACUCUCCGAUUGGUCCAUCUCCAAGGGGCCGUCAUCAGUGGCAGCAAGGUAAAGCACUCCUACUGUACCUCUCUUCAGCACUGUGUGUUAACUCCUAUGUAUCUCCUACUGUACCUCUCUUCAGCACUGUGUGUGUGACUCCUAUGUAUCUCCUACUGUACCUCUCUUCAGCACUGUGUGUGUGUUAACUCCUAUGUAUCUCCUACUGUACCUCUCUUCAGCACGUGUGUGUGUUAACUCCUAUGUAUCUCCUACUGUACCUCUCUUCAGCACUGUGUGUGUGUUAACUCCUAUGUACUGUAUCUAUGCGUUCCAGAAGAACGGCCUGCUCUCCAUCACCCCCCAGUCUGUGGAGGACCUUCUCUCUGUACUCCGAGCCUGGUGCCUCCGGACCUCCUCCGACCUCAAGGACCCCAAAGACCCCAGGCUGCUACGGCUGACCCUGCAGUGCCUGACUGCAAUGGUGCAUAUCCUCCACUCCAGUAGUCCUGCAGAGCGCCUGCUGGAGAUCAGGACCGUGUUGGAUGGCUACUUCCAGGUAGCAGCAGCAGCAGUAGUAGUAGUAGUAGUAGUAGUAGUAGUAGUAGUAGUAGUAGUAGUAGUAGUAGUAGUAGAGUAGUAGUAGCAUUAGCAGUAGCAGUAGUAGUAGUAGUAGUAGUAGCAGUACAGUGCAGUAGUAGUAUGAGUAGCAGCAGUAGUAGCAGUAGUAGUAGUAGUAGUAGUCGUGGUAGUAGUAGUAGUAGUAGUGGUGGUGGUAGUAGUAGUAGCAGUAGCAGUUGGAUAAGUUGUAGCAGCAGUAGUAGUAGCUUGGUAUUGGUGGGACAGCUGUAGUAGUAGUAGAAGUAGCAAUAGGAGAAGUAGUAGCAGAAUCAGCAGUAGCAGUAGCAGUAGUAGUAGUAGUAGUAGUAGUAGUAGUAGUAGUAGUAGUAAUAUGUAGCUGUAAGCGUCUGCUCUUUUCUAUCCAUUGCUUUAAGGUUGGUUUGGUGGAGGGGUAGGAGUGUGGUUGGCACAGCGUUUGUGUUUAAUAGAGGUAUGCAAUUGUUUCUGAUACUUCCAGGUCCUGAACUGGAACCGGCCUCCAGGGUUAGGGAAUGAGCAGGAGGACGGGCAAGACUGGGAGGACCACCUCAUCACCCUCCAGAGUCACAUGCUGAGUAAGAGGCCUCAUCAUCCCAAAUACACUCCCCAAAUAUUAGUCUGGUCCACUAAUGUUUGAGCCAUCAUGCCCAUAUGGAAAAUAAUCAUGGAAAACAAAUAAGAAUAUUGUAUGGCAGAAGAAGAUUAUUUGUACAAAAAUCUAAUGUGAUCUAAUAAGUAAUCUAAUAAGUAACUGGUAAGAUUUAGUAUGUUUUGCCUUAUGCACUAUAUAUACAGCAGUAUGUGGACACCCCUUCAAAUUAGUGGAUUCGGCUAUUUCAGCCACACUCGUUGCUGACAGGUGUAUAAAAUCAAGCACACAGCCAUGCAAUCUCCAUAGACAAACAUCUACAAUAUAAUUGUAUGCUGUAGCGUUAAGAUUUCCCUUCACUGGAACUAAGGGGCCUAGCCCGAACCAUGAAAAACAGCCCCAGACCAUUAUUCCUCCUCCACCAAACUUUAAAGUUGGCACUAUGCAUUGGGGCAAGUAGCGUUCUCCUGGCAUCCACCAAACCCAGAUUAGUCUGUUGGACUGCCAGAUGGUGAAGCGUGAUUCAUCACUCUAGAGAACUAGUUACCACUGCUCCAGAGUCCAAUGGUGGCAAGCUUUACACCACUCCAGCCGACGCUUGGCAUUGCACAUGGUGAACUUAGGCUAGUGUGCGGCUGCUCCGCCAUGGAAACCCAUUCCAUGAAGCUCUUGAUUAACAGUUCUUGUGCUGACGUUGCUUCCAGAGGCAGUUUGGAACUCGGUAGUGAGGACAGACGAUUUUUACGCAAUAAGCACUUCAGCGCUCAGCUGUCCCGUUGUGUGAGCUUAUGUGGCCUACCAUUUCGCGGCUGAGCCGUUGUUGUUCCUAAACGUUUCCACUUCACAAUAACAGCACUUACAGUAGACCGGGGCAGCUCUAGCAUGGCAGAAAUUUGACGAACUGACUUGUUGGAACGGUGGCAUCCUAUGACGGUGCCACGUUGAAAGUCACUGAGCUCUUCAGUAAGGCCAUUCUACUGCCAAUAUUUGUCUAUGGAGAUUGCAUGGCUGUGUGCUCGAUUUUAUACACCUGUCAGCAGCAGGUGUGGCUGAAAUAGCCGAAUCCACUAAUUUGAAGAGGUGUCCACAUACUUUUGUGUAUAUGUCUUAUAUGACAUAAACAAUUCAGUACGAUUGGUGAAUUUCCUACGUAGAUAUGGGAUGACAUAUUUGAGGCCAAAUAUAUAAAUUAUAAGAGUGAUAUAUGAAUAUUAUAAGAAAAGUGUAUGUUCUGACAAUGUAACCGCUACAAAAUAAAUGCUUUCCUUUUAUAGGUUUCACAUUGUUUUUAUAAGUCAACAUACGUAUAAAAAACAUACGUAUAAAAAACCAUGACAGUUACUACCAUUUUGUAUAUACAUUUUCAGGUAUGAGUUUCCCUGUUUAAGGCUGGGCAACACCUCCUACUGGACAGUUGAUCUAUCUACAGCUAUGCCUUUGGUCUCCCGUCCAGGGUUUUAACCAAGCCCAGAUUAGCUUUAAUAUUUGUCACUGACUACUACCGAUGUGCUAUCAUGAGAUUGUUGAGGGAUCGCCACUUAAUAACAAAAUAAAUUCACUGCUGUUAUCGAAGCCAUUCCCCCUCCUCCUCUCCCUCCUCCUUCUCCCCUCCUAAAUGUUUUAAUUUCCCUCUUUCUCCCCCUCCUCCUCUGCUCUCCUCCCUCCUUUCCUCCCCCUCUCCUCUCUUCCUCCUACUCCUUUCCUCCCCCUUCUUCUGCUAUCCCCCCUCUUCUCCUCCUCCUCCUGCUCACAGCAUACUUUUCUUAUUUCUUCAGUAAGAAUGACAGUGGCAUGACGUCAGACAGUGGCAUGACGUCAGACAGUGGCAUGACAUUGCUUUGAAAUGUGUAUGUGAGACCUCAGAAGGCUUAGCUGAUGUUUUUUAUAUAAUACAUGCAGCAUGUCUGUGUCUAAAUGUUACCCACCCAUAUAAGUCAGAUAUUACAAGAAUCUUCUAUACAUCUUGGAUGUGUAUUUGCUGCAAUAUGUAUUACUUCCAGGUAAAACAUACAGGAAUCUUGUUUAAGUCUUCUAUAUCUGUUCCAUACGGAGCUGACUUCAUUGGUGUCCUUCUCAAGCUAAACAUGGCAUGAUAAUGAGUGACACAGUGUUGGCAUGAUAGCAUCAACAGACUGGCACCCAGGCUACCUAAAGGAUGACAUUUGUCUUUACUCCUUCUCUACAAAACACCUUCAAAUUACAGCUCAAAACAUGAGACAUAUCUCUUUUAUAUGAAGGGUUUAUCUCUGAAGCCCAGGUAUGUAUUCUUGUUGUAAUUGUGACUAACAAGUUAUUGAUCAUGUUGUUGAUGAUGAGUCGUAUUGUCCUCAACAGCUUCGGUGCCUGAGAUCUUGCAGUGUUCAGACAGGCCGGUGCUGCAGGCCAUCUUCCUCAACAACAACUGCUUCGAACACAUCCUCCGACUCAUCCAGAACAGCAAGGUCUGUCUUUCUGUCUAUCCAUCCAUCCGUUUGUCUGUCAAAUGUCAGUUGUUAUAAAAGGUGUGUUUCCAUGCAUAUCCAGAACUAACUUAUGACAUUCAGUUCAUGCAGCAGGUGUGUUCUUCAUGCAGCAGGUGUGUUCUUCAUGCAGCAGGUGUGUUCUUCAUGCAGCAGGUGUGUUCUUCAUACAGCAGGUGUGUUCUUCCUGCAGCAGGUGUGUUCUUCCUGCAGCAGGUGUGUUCUUCAUGCAGCAGGUGUGUUCUUCAUACAGCAGGUGUGUUCUUCCUGCAGCAGGUGUGUUCUUCAUACAGCAGGUGUGUUCUUCCUGCAGCAGGUGUGUUCUUCAUACAGCAGGCGUGUUCUUCAUGCAGCAGGUGUGUUCUUCCUGCAGCAGGUGUGUUCUUCAUACAGCAGGUGUGUUCUUCCUGCAGCAGGUGUGUUCUUCCUGCAGCAGGUGUGUUCUUCCUGCAGCAGGUGUGUUCUUCCUGCAGCAGGUGUGUUCUUCCUACAGCAGGUGUGUUCUUCCUGCAGCAGGUGUGUUCUUCCUACAGCAGGUGUGUUCUUUAUACAGCAGGUGCUGCCACAAUGGAGAGCCAAACAUGGUCCUCUGUGAGUUGACAUUGUGUCUGUCUGUCCAUCUAUGUGUGUCCUGUCCUGCAGCUCUAUCAGAGUAGCAGGUGUAGGUCGGAGCGUGAGGGUGUGUGUGACCUCACCACACGUUUGCUCACAGAUACAGAGGUGGAAGUGGACCAGGUACUUUCCCUUCAUGAUGAUGUUGAAAUAUGUCUGACUGUCAGCAGAAAACUCAGCCUCUUCUCUCUCUCUCUCUCUUUCUGCUCUCUCCUCCCCCUCCCACCUCAUAGUCUAUAGCUACGUAGUAUAAUUGCACUACCUGCAUAAUUAAAAAAUGAGGUUGACUAUCCAGACUUCCUGUUAAAGACGCUUCCUGUUUAAGGAGCUCAGAGAGAUGGAGGGUGAUCUGUGUACUGGACUAGUAGCUCUCUCUUCUUCUUUUGGUUGACAAUUAGUUUAUAGUUUUUCUACAGAACUCAGUCUAGUUUAAACUCAGUGUCAAUAUACAUCUUCCCCCCUCCCCCUCCAAAAUCCACAUACAUUCAUUCUCACAGAGGGAUCCACAAACAAAACACUAAGGCAAAAAAAACGAUCCAAAACAAACUGACAUUCACUUACAGAACCACAACGGCCACUAUACAGAACAUUCUGUAAGAUGGUCCACAUAGGGUUUCUGUCAGAUUCUGUCAGAUAUGUCUGGUUUAUGUUUGAUUUUAUAAUAUAAAUAGUCUAAUGGUAUGUAGCUAGAUAGUUGAGUCCUCCAGUUUGUUACUGCGGUUGGAUAUGAGGCUCCCUCACUGUUCUUAUACCUCAUAUUCACUAAUAGAGGCUGAGUGUCCUGCUGUCAUCAGUAGGUCAGAUGUUGUGCACAUUGUGUGUGUGUGUGUGUGUGUGCAUGUGGGGUCAUCUCUCCAAGCAUGUAUCUCAUCACUGUUUCGAGGCUACUUUUGGGAUCUUCCUCCUCCUGCGUGUCCGGUGGUGUGGUAUCUUUCACGUCGUCUUGUGGUUGUAGAUGUGUAAAGGAAUCUUUGAUUUGGUGUAUUUUUUUAUUAUUUUUUGGGGUCAUUUAGCAGACGCUCUUAUCCAGAGCGACUUACAGGAGCAAUUAGGGUUAAGUGCCUUGCUCAAGGGCACAUCGACAGAUUUUUCACCUAGUCUGCUCGGGGAUUAGAACCAGCGACCUUUCGGUUACUGGCACAACGCUCUUACCCACUAAGCUACCUGCCGCCCUAGUUAGUGUAUCCUAUGCACCACUCAGGUAUUGUGUAACAAUGGGUUUUGCUUGUGUGUCACAUUCUUUUUUGGCAGAAGGCUUUUGCAAUCGUAUUAGUUGGGUUGGGUUCUGCAUGUCAGCACCUGUCAGUAAUUGACACAGUUGUUUUGGUAACUUCUGUCUUUUCCCUGUGUGUGUUUCAUGUAAAUAUGUCCCCUUGAGUUAGUUCUGUGGUGUCAUGUCUUAUUAUGUCCCCCUGACUGUGUAGGUUUUGGAGAAAGGUUCUGACUGCAUCACAGUCCAUGCCCUCGGAGUCCUCACAUCCAUCAUGAGUAACUCCCCUUCUGCCAAGGUAAGGAUUUAUAGACCUGGUAUGGCCUACUGGGUAUUGAACCCCAGUCAUCCACAGUCAUCCAUUAGCCCUCCCAGCUAAAACCUAGGGAUUAUUUCUGGGAGCUUACUCAAGUCUUCAGGUCUUAGGCUCUUCAUCACACAAGCAUAGUUCUAGCAUCAUCUUCCUCUGUCUGACACACAGACACACACACAUUUUAUCAGAACAGAAAAAGAGGCUGAUGAUGAUUGACUCUAUUUUCAUUCUUGUUUGGAUAGUCCCAUUGUCCUACUGUCUGUUGUGAGGCGGUGUGGCUGUUUGCCAGGGAGGCAGUUCUUUUAAUUCUAUCUCUGUCCCAAAUGGCACCCUAUUCCCUGUAUAGUGCAGUGUUUUUGACCAAGGCCCAUAGGGCUCUAUAUAGCGAAUAGGGUGCCAUUUGGGAGACAGCCUGUGUCUCUGUAGAUUACUAGCCUGUCUGUUUUUGUGUCUCCUUCCAGGAGGUUUUCAAGGAGAGGAUCGGCUACUCCCAGCUGUUUGAUGUGCUGAAGAGCCAGGGCCAGCCCACUAAACGCCUGCUGCAGGAGCUCAUGAACAUGGUGAGUACAACAACACUGUUAUCAUGAAGGCCAUUAGUCAUUUACUUUUCAUGUCUUUCUGUGGGUUAGAUAUAUUUAGACUUCCACAAAAGCCUCUCUCAUUCUCUCACUCUCUCUCCCCUCUCCUCCUCUUCUCUCCCCCCCUCUCCCUAUCCUCCCUCCCUCUCCCUCUCUCCACUAGGCGGUGGAAGGGGAACACGCCCACGCCCAUCACCUGGGUAUCAGUAACGACCAGCCCCUCCUCCUCCUCCUCCAGUGGUUGCCUGACCUGGCCCCCCAGAGGGACCUGCAGCUCCUGGUAGCCCAGUGGCUGACUGCGGUCUGCGGGAGCUCCCUGUCCUGCCGUACGGUGGCCGUGGAGGCUGGCCUGGUGGGGGCUGUGCUCCAUGUCCUCUCCCAGCCACAGAGACUGGACCGCCAGUGUGCAGACGCCCUCCUGGGGCUGUUACAGGACCUGGGGUCUCUCUGUCUGAGGCCUGCUGAGCUGAAGAGUCUGUUGAGGCUGCUCCGACCCCCCGACCAGGUAUUUGAUUUAAAAUUGAUGCUCUGUAAUGCUUUCAAUUUGUUUAAUAUACUGUACAGUGACCUCCGUAAUUAUGAAGCAUUUAAAAAAAUUAUUUUGGCUUUAUACUCCAAAUGUCAUAGCCCCCAAAAAUGCUAACCUCCCCUGUUAUUGUAAUUGUGAGAGCUUAGCAUGUCUUGGUGGUAUGAUAUUUGUGUGUCUGUAACUUUCUCACUCAUCAUUAUUCACAAUUCAUUCAGGAUUAUCCGUAAUCCUGGUAGCAUCCACAUUAAUGUAGAAGUGUUUAGAAACAUAUUAUAUUCUUAUUUACAAUAAUAAUGACUCCAAAAUGACACAACACAUUAUUUACCAUUAAUUUCUACUGGGCACAAAAUAAUCUGAAACACAACCAAAACAAACAGCAAAUGCAUCCAACAAAUGUGUAGUCACAAGCUUGAUAUAGUCAUUGUGUGCUAUGAAUAUGGGACCAAGUACUAAACGUUUGACUACUUUAAUACACAUAUAAGUGAAUUUGACAGAUAUCACCCUCUAUACAGAUAUCACCCUCCAGACAGAUAUCAGCCUCUAUACAGAUAUCACCCUCCAGACAGAUAUCAGCCUCUAUACAGAUAUCACCCUCCAGACAGAUAUCAGCCUCUAGACAGAUAUCACCCUCCAGACAGAAAUCACCCUCCAGACAGAAAUCACCCUCCAGACAGAUAUCACCCUCCAGACAGUUAUCACCCUCCAGACAGAUAGGCAUGACCACGCUUAGAUAAAAUUCUCUCUCUUACCAGGGCCAGGAUGUGUUGGCAGGGAAGGGGACCGGGACACACCCCUACUGCGCCCGCAUCAUCCGGGUUCUGGCGGCGAUGGCGGCCAGGGAGGGGAGGGAAAGCGCCCUUCAGUACUUUGACCUGACCCAUCCCCUGGCGGGGAUCAUGGUGCCCACGGUCCAGCGCUGGCCAGGCAGCGGGUUUUCCUUCCACGCCUGGCUCUGUCUCAACAUGGACUUCCCUCCAUUCCCCUCAGAGUUCUCCACCCCCAGCACACGCUCGUCUACUGGGGCACCAGGGGCGGCGACCCGGGGUAUGGGCAAAGGCCCCCGCAGGAAACAGCUGUACAGGUACCAGACUGGAGAGAUGGGGACACACCUAAGACCACACUACUGCUUGAUGUGUGCUGGCCCAAUGAGAGAGCCGGUGCUGGCCCAAUGAGAAUUAACAAACAAAAGCCCCCCCCACGUCUCUCAAGCACUUUAAUUCUACAACCACAAUAAACAAUGGUUUUCAAUAUGGGCCGUUUGAUUUUCAGGCAAUGUUGUUGAAGGUAGGUAGGACUGUUGUGGGGACUGUAUUACCGCCACACCGGCAGUCAUGAAUUAUGACCGCAGUAAUAUUCCACGUGACCGUUAAAUCACGGUAAUCUCCUUUUAUGCACUCUGGACAUGCUUUGAUAGUACCCAACUUGCUAACUACCAUCAGGUCCUAAUGGCCUGGUACUCAGGGCUCUAUUGUCCCUCUAACCACUCUGACAUCAAUGCAAAUGCAAUCGAAAAUCACAUCAAACAGUGACAGUAUCCUGCUUUUAAAACUCACCUCACUGUGAUGAUCCAUUUGAAGGAAGAAGUUCAACAGCAGGUUGAAACAGUGUAAAACAUGGUCGUUGUGGAUGUUGUUUCAAAGCCAAACACAAUGAAAUGGACAGCACUUUCUAAGGUGAUGAUUAAUUCAAAACACCCACACGCAUAUUAGAGCUUAUGCAUACGCUUAUGGACCCAAGCCUGAAAAAAAAUUCUAAAUUAAAAUGAUGGUUGUGCCUUAUACAAUACAUAGCUUACCACAUAUUCCACAUGGCAGAAAAACAUAAAACAAAACUUAUUUAAGAUGUCUUUGGUACAUAAUUGGUCUAGCCAAUGCUCCAAAAUUAAACAAAUUAGAGUAAUCACUUUUGAGUGUGGACUGUAUCAUUAUGCAUAGUGGAUAAACUGGUUACCUUAUGCUACGCUCCAAAAUAUCUAUCCACAAGUCUGGGAGGGAACGUAGAGCCCUAGGCGAUGCUGUUGGUUCAUUGAUUGUGCAGGGCGGCUUACAGUUGGCCUACAAUUAUAGUGAAUUUGUAUUUGAUUUUGAAUAGCCUAGUAAUGGGGGAUUAUUUAUAUUUUCAUAAUUAAUUGGGUGACAUUACCUUUACCUUUAGCUACAGAAUAUCUCACCACCAUGAUAUUUCAUCUCCUCCUCUCUCUCCUUUAUUCCUUUCUCGAGCGUGCAGAGGGGCUGUCAACAGUUUAAUGAAAUAUGUUUUGUUUGCGAAAACAUGUUACCAUCGAUGUUCCCAAAACAGAUUUCACUUGGUUUCCCAAAGUAAGCAUUGGGUAGCUGCAGGAACAGGGUUGGAGAGCCCAUGGCAUACAGAGUACUGGGUAGCUGCAGGAACAGGGUUGGAGAGCCCAUGGCAUACAGAGUUUGGGCGGAAUAUCAGCUGUCGCGCAGCGAGAGCAUGCUCCUCAAACAGUGGUUGAUGCAGGGAGUGAAAUAAGUGUUUAUUUCUGAGCUGCUCAUAUUAAACACAGCUCCGCUAUAAAACCGAAGUAGCCUACCAGGCAUCAUUGAAAAAUUGACUGGCGGGAAAGCGCUCGGCCUCCAUUCACUAUUAGAGUGCAUACAGAUAAUAAUAAUAAUAAUAAUAGUAAUAAUAAUAAUAGUCAUGUGUGCAUACAUUUUUUUGAAUGUAUGGGUGGUCCUGGGGAUCGAACCCACUACCCUGGCGUUACAAGCGCCAUGCUCUACCAAUUGAGCUACAGAGGACCACAAUGACAUGUAUUUUUCUCCCCAUUUGAUAAUGGGCCAUUCUAAAUCGAAACAAAUUGUACAUAUUAGUAAAGACGAGAUUAAAUUGAGAAUAGUCUGAUGGGUGAAAAUGAGAUCACUUGACGAGAGAACAGCUGUGCAGCCUGAGGCAAGUAACAGAGCGCAAGCUUUUUUUUGCGACUUUCUCAGAUCAUCAAUAGCCUAUAGUCGCAUCAUGCAGCCCGUAUAUGUUUUGAUUUCAAAGACAUUCUAAGGUUUGUAUCGUUCACAACUAAAGUUGCGAAAUAACUCUAAAUCUAGCGUAUAGGACCUGUUUCAAAUGAUCACUUUUACGCUCAACAUACUAACCAUAUACACACUCGCUCCGGAAUGGGAAAAAUAUCCUUUCUAGUUCAAUUAUAUUCUUCUUACUAUAAAAUCAUAAAAUAAUGGCACGGGACGUAUAAGCAUAUCUUGUCAGCUAAAUGAACAAGCCUAAAGCCUAUGGCAUGGAGCAAAGCCAGAUAACAUACAGUAGGCCAACUCAUAUUCUGUUCUUCUGAAAUACAUUUUCUUCAUAUAAUGUUUCUUUAGACCUGACUAAAAUAAAUAAUAUAUUUAUUUUGAUGGUGUCUAUCACAUUGAUUUAUUAUUAGAUGUUCCAAAGGCGUAUUAUGUUCAUUACCGGUCAAUUACCGUGAGACCGGCAGGCUUUGGCAUAACAAUAACUGGCUGGCAAAAUGUCAUGACCGCCACAGCCCUAGUUGAAGGAAAUAUGAUUCAAAUAUAUGACCGGCAGAGUAACUUAAUAUUGCUACCAGUCAUCAGUUGGAUCAAAUUAAAUUCCAUUCAGUAAACUUUACUGAUCCCCAAGGGGUGGUUAUUGAUGUGUUUCCUGUCUCCUUGGUGCUUAGCCUGUUGACAGCCAGUGGUACAGGUCUGGAGGCUUUCUUCACCUUGGAGGGAGUGCUGGUUGUGGCCGUCUGCACUAAGAAGGACUACAUGGCUGUGUCCCUUCCAGAACAGCCUCUAACAGACUGCUGCUGGGUAAGGUACACACAGAGAUAUAGGGACAGAAGAUGGGUACCUAAUUGCACCCUAUUCCCUAGACAAGGUCAAAUGUAGUGCACUAUAUAGAGAAUAGGGUGCAAUUAGUAUUUAUUAUGGAUCCCCGUUAGUUCCUGUCAAGGCAGCAGCUACUCUUCCUGGGGUUUAUUAUGGAUCCCCGUUAGUUCCUGCCAAGGCAGCAGCUACUCUUCCUGGGGUCGAGCAACAUUAAGACAGUUAUAUACAAUUUAAAAUAUUACAUGACAUUACAUUUCAUAACACUUUUCACAACACAUUAAGUGUGUUCCCUCAGGCCACUACUCCAUUUGGGACGCACGCAGAGACCGAGACACAGGCUCUCAAUACGGAGUUGUUUCCCCAUCUUAACUGACAGCCCUGAUGUAAGCUGUGAUCACCUAGCUAGCUGCUGUGCCAUCUGCUCACCACAGCUGUGUUGUAACUCUAAUGAAUUAUAAUUGUCAGGGACUGUUUAAUAAUGGAUGUUUAACUAGUACUUCAAGACACACUCAUGUUUCUAGAUUCUGGAGAAAGCACAAUACUAUAUUUUACCUGCAGUAUACUGAAUAAAGACUCUUUUUUCUCUCUCUCUCUCUCUCUCUCUCUCUCUCUCUCUCUCUCUCUCUCUCUCUCUCUCUCUCUCCCUCUCUUCUCCUCCCCACAGCACUCUGUGGACAUAGUCCACAUUCCCGGCCGCCGUCCCUUCGGUCAGAAUCUGGUCACCAUCUACAUCGAUGGAGAACAGUGCAAGAUAGCCCAACUCCGCUUCCCCUCGCUCAACGAGGUGAGAGACUGAGACAAUGGGGUGAAGGACAUUACUAAAUGUGGAAAGCAAAAUAUGGUUGGAAUAGGACAUAAUUUGGUUGGAGUAUGACAAAAUAUGGUUGGACUAGGACAUAAUAUGGUUGGAAUAGGACAUAAUAUGGUUGGAAUAGGACAAAAUAUGUCUGGAAUAGGACAUAGGUUGAGAGCAAAGUGCAAAAGACAGACAGAAAAUUAAAAGACAAUUGUUUACGAUUAUCAGUUCUCUCUUGUUAGAUAAAAAAAAAUGUUUUACAACUGUUCUGUGUUCAUGGUAACUGUUGAUGGGUCCAUUACUGCUACAUUAGCCAUCCUGGGUCCAUUAAUGCUGCAUUAGCCAUCCUGGGUCCAUUACUGCUGCAUUAGCCAUCCUGGGUCCAUUACUGCUGCAUUAGCUAUCCAGGGUCCAUUACUGCUGCAUUAGCCAUCCUGGGUCCAUUACUGCUGCAUUAGCCAUCCUGGGUCCAUUACUGCUGCAUUAGCCAUCCUCGGUCCAUUACUGCUGCAUUAGCCAUCCUGGGUCCAUUACUGCUGCAUUAGCCAUCCUGGGUCCAUUACUGCUGCAUUAGCCAUCCUCGGUCCAUUACUGCUGCAUUAGCCAUCCUGGGUCCAUUACUGCUGCAUUAGCCAUCCUGGGUCCAUUACUGCUGCAUUAGCCAUCCUCGGUCCAUUACUGCUGCAUUAGCUAUCCAGGGUCCAUUACUGCUGCAUUAGCCAUCCUGGGUCCAUUACUGCUGCAUUAGCCAUCCUCGGUCCAUUACUGCUGCAUUAGACUUUGACUUUAGACUGAUGACUUGAAAUGAUCUGGCCAGGUUUUGUAAUGUUUUGCCACUCAUUUUGUGCCACAGUCUACGUGGAUUACUCUACAGGCAGACCGAGACAGUAGCCGCAGCAUCACCCUUGCAAAACAAAAAACUGCAGCAGAUUGGCUAGUGAAAUGCACACUCAGCAUUCUGAUUGGACCAGCAGACUGUCAAUCAACACAAGUCGGUAUGAGCUAGCGAACAGAUGGCUGAUUGGCUGUACAGCUGUAGGAUCGGGUGCAGCGCAAACGUCACAUUGUAGAGAGAGAGGAUUGCCAUAAUGUGGUCCUCUGUAGCUCAGCUGGUAGAGCACGGCGCUUGUAACGCCAAGGUAGUGGGUUCGAUCCCCGGGACCACCCAUACACAAAAAUGUAUGCACGCAUAACUGUAAGUCGCUUUGGAUAAAAGCGUCUGCUAAAUGGCAUAUUAUUAUUAUUAUUAUUAUUAUAAUAAAUAAACAUGCAGCUCCAAAAAUUGUUUGGUGAUCAAGAAUAUUAACUGUUGACUUUGCAAGCUCACCAGCAAUGGGGCAUCAAUUACUAGCAUAGGCCUACUGGUCUUCUGGUAGGUAACAAUAGCUGGACAUUUAUAAUUUACUUAUAAAGCUUGCAUUUGGAAUGUGUUGUUAAAAUGAAUUAUUACUGUGGCGAAGACGCACCAUAGGAGUGGAGAGGGCUUUUUUUUCCUCUUGUUGGUACAUCUACUUGUAUAUUUUUGAAUGAUAUGGCGCUUUCACCAUUGGAUCACCAAGACCUGUAAAUAAAUCUACACACUGAGCACGUCAACCUGCCUUGCCUUCUGCUGGUUUCAUGCCCUUAUGACUGCUACAAGGUCCAUAUUUUACAGUUACAUAGGGUAAUAAAGAUAUGUUGUAGACUAAAUAAUGAAAAGGUCAGUCUGGUAGCCUCAAUAAAUAGACAAAAAUGUGUAGUUGGAACAAGCUGUUGCAUGUAUAUUUUUUGUUUUUACUUGACUUGCUCUUAGAAUGCACGACUUGGACUUGACUCGAGUCUUGACCCAUUCAGACCUUGUGACUUGAGACUUGCUUGUGACUCCAAUAAUAGUGACUUGGUCCCACCUCUGGUUUCAGAACCAUGACAAAUAGCUGUAGAAUGGGUCUGACUGGGUAGAUAACUAACAGAAACACUAUUAUCUUAUGUCUAACUUUCUCCACCCUCCCUCCCUCCCUCACUCCCUCCCUACUCCCUCCCUCCCUACUCCCUCCCUCCCUAUUCACUCCCUCCUUACUCCCUCCUUCCAUACUCCCUCCCUCCUUACUCCCUCCAACCCUAUUCACUCCCUACUCCCUCCCUCCCUCCCUACUCCCUCCCUCCCUCCCUCCUCCCUCCCCCUGUAGCCUUUCACCUCCUGUUGCAUUGGCUCAGCAGGCCACCGCACCACCACCACCACCACGUCGCCCACCCUGCCUCCCCCCUCCCUCCCCCCGGCAGAGAUGGCCUUCCCCGCCCACGCCCCCCCCAUCACCCGCUCCCAGUCCUUCCCAGCCUCCUUUGCGGCAGGCCGCUGGGGGCCUGGGCCCGGGCCUCUGCAUGACGCUCUCGUCCACACCAUCCCAGCCGGGCUGCAGGACACGGAGUGGGGCACGCCCACCUCACUGGACGGGCUCCUGGGGACCGCCUUCAUCUGUCAUGAGGCCCUGCAGCCAGCGCACACCAAGGCCCUACACACUGCUGGUACAUAUAAACACACACACCAAGGCCCUAUACACUGCUGGUACAUAUAAACACACACACCAAGGCCUUAUACACUGCUGGUACAUAUAAACACACACACCAAGGCCCUAUACACUGCUGGUACAUAUAAACACACACACCAAGGCCUUAUACACUGCUGGUACAUAUAAACACACACACCAAGGCCCUAUACACUGCUGGUACAUAUAAACACACACACCAAGGCCUUAGACACUGCUGGUACAUAGACACACACACCAAGGCCUUAUACACUGCUGGUAGGAUUAGGAUUUACUUUAUUGUCCCGAGGGGUAAUUGGUCUGCUUUUUAUAAGAACCCCCCUUCCCACCCACACAAGGCUGUGACUUGGUGGUCAGUUCCACAUGAUUUAAGGCCUACUGGCCAGAAUCCAGUUGUUGUCUUCUACCUCUGUCUCCCUACUAGUUAGUCCUUUUAUUUACAGGGACAAAGCAUUGUAUACAGUAACACCCAACACUGGCCACACACACUAGGGCCCUAUAUUCUGCAGGUAUGUACACACACCCAACACACUAUAUAUAGUAACCUUGUAACCCUCCCUCCCUCCCAGGCCCCAACCAUGUGUCCCUGUUCAAGGCGGAUGGAGAGCUGUCAGACCUCAACAGUAAACUGCUUCUCUACUACACUCCUCAGGUGGGUGGCUCACAAACAGGCUCCUCCCAGACACAGGCUCCUCCCAGACACAGGCUCCUCCCAGACACAGGCUCCUCUCAGAAACGGGCUCCUCUCACAGGCUCAAAAGCAGCUUACUGCAAGUAGUGUACUUCAGAAAUGGGAAAAAGUCAACAUUUAUGGACUGAAUACCUUGUGGUCAAAAGCAGCCUACAUCAGUGUAAUCCAGUCACAUCAAGUAGUAACACUGUAGUAACAACGGGUAGUAACGCUGUAGUAACAACAGCUAGUAAUGCUGUAGUAACAACCGGUAGUAACGCUGUAGUAACAACAGGUAGUAACGCUGUAGUAACAACAGGUAGUAACGCUGUACUAACAGGUUGUAACGCUGUAGUAACAACAGGUAGUAACGCUGAAGUAACAACAGGUAGUAACGCUGUAGUAACAGCAGGUAGUCACGCUGUAGUAACAGCAGAUGGUCACGCUGUAGUAACAACAGGUGGUCACGCUGUAGUAACAACAGGUGGUCACGCUGUAGUAACAACAGGUGGUCACGCUGUAGUAACAACAGGUGGUCACGCUGUAGUAACAACAGGUGGUCACGCUGUAGUAACAACAGGUGGUCACGCUGUAGUAACAACAGGUGGUCACGCUGUAGUAACAACAGGUGGUCACGCUGUAGUAACAACAGGUGGUCACGCUGUAGUAACAGGUGGUCACGCUGUAGUAACAACAGGUGGUCACGCUGUAGUAACAACAGGUGGUCACGCUGUAGUAACAACAGGUAGUAACGCUGUAGUCACACUAUAGUAACAACAGGUAGUAACGCUGUACUAACAGGUAGUAACACUGUACUAACAGGUAGUAACGCUGUACUAACAGGUAGUAACGCUGUACUAACAGGUAGUAACGCUGUACUAACAGGUAGUAACAACAGCUAGUAACGCUGUAGUAACGCUGUAGUAACAACAGGUUGUAACAUGUAGUUACAACAGGUAGUAACGCUGUAGUAACAACAGGUAGUCACACUAUAGUAACAGGUAGUAACGCUGUAGUAACAACAGGUAGUCAUCCUGUAGUAACAACAUGUAGUAACGCUGUAGUAAUCCUGUAGUAACAGCAUAUAGUAAUGCUGUAGUAACAACAGGUAGUAACGCUGUAGUAACAACAGGUAGUCACGCUAUAGUAACAGGUAGUAACGCUGUAGUAACAACAGGUAGUAAUCCUGUAGUAACAACAUGUAUUAACACUGUAGUAAUACUGUAGUAACAACAUGUAGUAAUGCUGUAGUAACAACAUGUAGUAAUGCUGUAGUAACAACAUGUAGUAAUGCUGUAGUAACAUGUAGUAAUGCUGUAGUAACAACAUGUAGUAACGCUGUAGUAACAACAGGUCGUAACGCUGUAGUAACAACAGGUCGUAACGCUGUAGUAACAACAGGUAGUAACACUGUACUAACAACAGGUAGUAACAAUGUCAUUAAAACACGUGUAUUUUGUCUCAGGCCUUCAAGAGUCAGAUCUGUGUGGACCUGUCUCCUAACCUCCAGUAUGAUGGCAGACUGACAGGCCACAGGGUGGUGAACAGGGACAUCAAGGUGUGUUGAUCCUCAUUCUCCAACAGUUGCUACUGUCUUUGUUAACCAAGAGCUCAGUAAACUAGUUUGACCUGGGUCUUACAACAUCACUGUGCCUUGAGUGACAAGACUUUGAGUGACUGUGUGUGUGUGUGGUGUGUGUGUGUAUCCCUGUAGGAUGUGUUGAACACGGUGGGGGGCAUGGGGGUGCUGCUGCCCCUCCUGGAACAGGUGUGUGAGGCAGAGCAGGCGGAGGGAGGAGGUCAGGAGACAUCAGACCUGCUGGGACCAGAACUAACCUCUAGCUCCUCCCGGGGGCCUGUCGACAUGCUGCUGCCACUGGGCAGGUCCUCCGGUCAGUAGCCUGUACAGUGUGUGUACUCCUGUAUGUGUGUGCUGGAGACAAUAGAGAGACAGAUAUUAUACUGUAUUAUAACUGGGUAGUUUGAUUCCAGGAUGUUGAUUGGCGGAAACAGCAUUGCAGCCGUGUGUAUAUCAGACAAUCAUAACCACAGGUAUACUUGUUUACUGCUCUAAUUACCUUGGUACCCAGUUUAUAAUAGCAAUAAGGCACCUCUGGGGUUUCUGGUAUAUGGCCAAUAUACCAUGGCUAAGGGCUGUAUCCAGGCUGUACUCCGCUUUGGGUUGUGCCUAAGAACAGCCCUUAGCUGUGGUAUAUUGGCCAUAUACCACAAACCCCCGGGGUGCCUUAUUGCUAUUAUAAACUGGUUACCAACAUAAUUAGAGCAGGAAAUGUUUUGUCAUACCACGGCUUUCAGCCAAUCAGCAUUCAGGGCUCGAACCACCCAGUUUAUAAUGGCCAAUAUAUACAAAAGUAUGUGGACACCCCUUCAAAUUAGUGGAUUCGGCUAUUUCAGUAUAAAAUCGAGCACACAGCCAUGCAAUCUCCAUAGACAAAUAUUGGCAGUAGAAUGGCCUUACCGAAGAGCUCAGUGACUUUCAACAUGACACUGUCAUAGGAUGCCACCUUUCCAACAAGUCAGUUCGUCAAAUUUCAGCCCUAUUGUGAAGUGGAAACGUCUAAGAGCAACAACGGCUCAGCCGCGAAGUGGUUGGCCACACAAGCUCACACAACGGGACCACCGAGAGCUGAAGCGCGUAGCACGUAAAAAUUGUCUGUCCUCGGUUGAAACACUCACUACUGAGUUCCAAACUGCCUCUGGAAGCAACGUCAGCACAAUAACUGUUCGUCGGGAGCUUCAUGAAAUGGGUUUCCAAGGCCGAGCAGCCGCACACAAGCCUAAAAUCACCAUGCGCAAUGCCAAGCGCCGGCUGGAGUGGUGUAAAGCUCGCCGCCAUUGGACUCUGGAGCAGUGGAAACGUGUUCUCUGGAGUGAUUUUUUUUUUUUUUUUUUUUUUUUCACCUUUAUUUAACCAGGUAAGCCAGUUGAGAACAGGUUCUCAUUUACAACUGCGACCUGGCCAAGAUAAAGCAAAGCAGUGCAAUAAAAACAACACAGAGUUACAUAUGGGGUAAAAAAACAUAAAGUCAAAAAUACAACAGAAAAUAUAUAUACAGUGUGUGCAAAUGUAGCAAGUUAUGGAGGUAAGGCAAUAAAUAGGCUAUAGUGCAGAAUAAUUACAAUAGUAUUAACACUGGAAUGCUAGAUGUGCAAGAGAUUAUGUGCAAAUAGAGAUACUGGGGUGCAAAAGAGCAAAAUAAAUAACAAUAUGGGGAUGAGGUAGUUGGGUGGGCUAAUUUCAGAUGGGCUGUGUACAGGUGCAGUGAUCGGUAAGGUGCUCUGACAACUGAUGCUUAAAGUUAUUGAGGGAGAUAAGAGUCUCCAGCUUCAGAGAUUUUUGCAAUUCGUUCCAGUCAUUGGCAGCAGAGAACUGGAAGGAAUGGCGGCCAAAGGAGGUGUUGGCUUUGGGAAUGACCAGUGAGAUAUACCUGCUGGAGCGCAGACUACGGGUGGGUGCUGCUAUGGUGACCAAUGAGCUAAGAUAAGGCGGGGAUUUGCCUAGCAGUGAUUUAUAGAUGGCCUGGAGCCAGUGGGUUUGACGACGAACAUGUAGUGAGGACCAGCCAACAAGAGCGUACAGGUCACAGUGGUGGGUAGUGAAUGGGGCUUUGGAGACAAAACGGAUGGCACUGUGAUAGACUACAUCCAAUUUGCUGAGUAGAGUGUUGGAGGCUAUUUUGUAAAUGACAUCGCCGAAGUCAAGGAUCGGUAGGAUAGUCAGUUUUACGAGGGCAUGUUUGGCAGCAUGAGUGAAGGAGGCUUUGUUGCGAAAUAGGAAGCCGAUUCUAGAUUUAACUUUGGAUUGGAGAUUCUUUAUGUGAGUCUGGAAGUUGAGUUUACAGUCUAACCAGACACCUAGGUAUUUGUAGUUGUCCACAUACUCUAGGUCAGACCCGUCGAGAGUGGUGAUUCUAGUCGGGUGGGCGGGUGCCAGCAGCGUUCGAUUGAAAAGCAUGCAUUUAGUUUUACUAGUGUUUAAGAGCAGUUGGAGGCUACUGAAGGAUUGUUGUAUGGCAUUGAAGCUCGUUUGGAGGUUUGUUAACACAGUGUCCAAUGAAGGGCCAGAUGUAUACAAAAUGGUGUCGUCUGCGUAGAGGUGGAUCUGAGAGUCACCAGCAGCAAGAGCGACAUCAUUGAUAUACACGGAGAAAAGUGUCGGCCCAAGAAUUGAACCCUGUGGCACCCCCAUAGAGACUGCCAUAGGUCCAGACAACAGGCCCUCCGAUUUGACACACUGAACUCUAUCUGAGAAGUAGUUGGUGAACCAGGCGAGGCAGUCAUUUGAGAAACCAAGGCUAUUUAGUCUGCCAAUAAGAAUGCGGUGGUUGACAGAGUCGAAAGCCUUGGCCAGGUCGAUGAAGACGGCUGCACAGUACUGUCUAUUAUCAAUCGCGGUUAUAAUAUCGUUUAGGACCUUGAGCGUGGCUGAAGUGCACCCGUGACCAGCUCGGAAACCGGAUUGCAUAGCGGAGAAGGUACGGUGGUAUUCGAAAUGGUCGGUGAUCUGUUUGUUAACUUGGCUUUCAAAUACUUUCGAAAGGCAGGGCAGGAUGGAUAUAGGUCUGUAGCAGUUUGGAUCUAGAGUGUCUCCCCCUUUGAAGAGGGGGAUGACCGCGGCAGCUUUCCAAUCUCUGGGGAUCUCAGAAGUUAUGAAAGAGAGGUUGAACAGACUAGUAAUAGGGGUUGCGACAAUUUCGGCGGCUAGUUUUAGAAAGAAAGGGUCCAGAUUGUCUAGCCCAGCUGAUUUGUAGGGGUCCAGAUUUUGCAGCGCUUUCAAAACAUCAGCUGUCUGAAUUUGUGUGAAGGAGAAGCGGGGGGGGGCUGUGAUGAAUCACGCUUCACCAUCUGGCAGUCCCACGCACGUAUCUGGGUUUGGCGGAUGCCAGGAGAACGCUAGUGACAACUGUAAAGUUUGGUGGAGGAGGAAUAAUGGUCUGUGCUGUUUUUCAUGGUUCGGGCCAGGCCACUUAGUUCCAGUGAAGGGAAAUCUUAACGCUACAGCAUACAAUGACAUUCUAGACGAUUCUGUGCUUCCAACUUUAUGGCAACCGUUUGGGGAAUGCCCUUUCCUGUUUCAGCAUGACAAUGCCCCCGUGCACAAAGCGAGGUCCAUACAGAAAUGGUUUGUCGAGAUCGGUGGGGAAGAACUUGACUGGCCUGCACAGAGCCCUGACCUCAACCCCAUCGAACACCUUUGGGAUGAAUUGGAACGUUGACUGCGAGCCAGGCCUAAUCGCCCAACAUCAGUGCCCGACCUCACUAAUGUUCUUGUGGCUGAAUGGAAACAGGGUUCCAACAUCUAGUGGAAAGCUUUCCCAGAAGAUUGAAGGCUGUUAUAGCAGCAAAGGGGGGACCAACUCCAUAUUAAUGCCCAUGAUUUUGUAAUGAGAUGUUCGACGAGCAGGUGUCCACAUACUUUUGGUAAUGUAGUGUUCCACAUCCCCUCGGGCAUUAUUGCUUAAUUAACAUCCUUUACAAGGUCAGUGGGUGUUGAAGCACAAUGUUACUGGGAAUACUGUCUGAACUCAAUAGUUUGGACAUGGGUGGGACAUUUUCAUUGUGGAAAUGGUGCUCCGUGAAUGAACACUGAUGAAGCGGUAUCGUACUCAAUAGCCUUAUUUUACAUAAUUGAACUUUGUGUGUGUGUGUCAGAUGGUCGGCUGGAGAGGAACAGUGUAGCAGCCUUCCUGCUGAUGGUGAAGAAUCUGAUUCGUCAUCACCCUGCCAACCAGGAGAGCCUACUGAACUGCCACGGACCCAGCAUUAUAGGAGCCAUGCUCACUAAGGUACUGGCCCAUUCUAGGAGCCAUGCUCACUAUGGUACUGGCCCAUUACAGGAGCCAUGCUCACUAAGGUACUGUCCCAUUACAGGAGCCAUGCUCACUAAGGUACUGUCCCAUUACAGGAGCCAUGCUCACUAAGGUAUUAUCCCAUUACAGGAGCCAUGCUCACUAAGGUAUUAUCCCAUUACAGGAGCCAUGCUCACUAAGGUACUGGCCCAUUACAGGAGCCAUGCUCACUAAGAUACUGUCCCAUUAUAGGAGCCAUGCUCACUAAGGUACUGGCCCAUUCUAGGAGCCAUGUUCACUAAGGUACUGGCCCAUUACAGCAGCUAAAACCUGGGUCACGUUAUUGUGUGUAGUGGCUAAUGUACAGACCAGAGCCAUCAUCAUCCUACAGUACUGUAGUGGCUAAUGUACAGACCAGAACUAUCAUCAUCCUACAGUACUGUAGUGGCUAAUGUACAGACCAGAGCUAUCAUCAGUAGGACAGAUGAUACAGUACAAACACACCUCGGUACCUCUGAUUCUCCCUACAGUAGGACAGAUACAGUACAAACACACCUUGGUACCUCUGAUUCUCCCUACAGUAGGACAGAUACAGUACAAACACACCUUGGUACCUCUGAUUCUCCCUACAGUAGGACAGAUACAGUACAAACACACCUUGGUACCUCUGAUUCUCCCUACAGUAGGACAGAUACAGUACAAACACACCUCGGUACCUCUGAUUCUCCACACAGUAGGACAGAUACAGUACAAACACACCUCGGUACCUCUGAUUCUCCCUACAGUAGGACAGAUACAGUACAAACACACCUUGGUACCUCUGAUUCUCCCUACAGUAGGACAGAUACAGUACAAACACUUCUACAUCUUGUAAAACUCUUGUCGUGUUACAUGGAGCAUGUUAUGCGAAGCAAUUUUUUAGAAAGCAGAGAAAAUACAAUCUCAUCUCCUCUACCCAACUCUCUCCCUCCCCCAUCUGUCUCUCCCUCCCCCAGGUCCCAGGCUGUAUGAUUGAUAUGUCUGUGCUGAUGGCGUGUCAGUUCCUGUUGGAGCAGGUCUCCAGUGAGGAGAACAGUCCAUUGCUCCUGCAGCUCUACCAGCACCUGUUGUUCGACUUCCGCAUCUGGAGCAGCAGCCACUUCGCUGUGUGUCUGGGUAAGAGCAGUCAGGCACUGGUAGCCAGUUGUGUAGGCCUUUGA